This is a messenger RNA of Rotaria sp. Silwood2, 309 nucleotides long. The record is from the annotation of a GenBank genome assembly. Lineage: Eukaryota; Metazoa; Rotifera; Eurotatoria; Philodinida; Philodinidae.
AUGUCUUCUUCAUCAAUAGGCAACCAAGACGACAAUAUUAAUGAAGCCAAUGGUUUAUCACAAACAGUACACCCACUUACAUCGUCGGUAACAGAAGUACAAACACCAACAUUAGAACAACAACGUUACCAAACGACAUUUCAUGAGGAAAACAUGAUUGAUCAAAUCGAUGCAAUUAUUCGUCGUUUGUUGACCAGUCCAAAUCAUCAGUCUCCCUAUCAAUUCACCUUUCGAUGGACUGUUGCUGAAGAGCCCAAUCUCAAUUAUAGUGUGGCAUUGAGUAUUCAUGAGACAACAUUUCCUAAUUGA